Messenger RNA from Mycena indigotica, 837 nucleotides. Its product is annotated as Chitin binding protein. Lineage: Eukaryota; Fungi; Basidiomycota; Agaricomycetes; Agaricales; Mycenaceae. The record is from RefSeq and is a predicted model, not a curated record. The transcript has 8 exons. The coding region runs from base 1 to 837 and encodes 278 amino acids.
AUGUUCUGCCUUGUCACUCUUGUCCCUCUUUUGGCCCUCGUAAAACUGCCGGCGGUCUGGGGUCAUGCUUUGAUUACUUCCCCGGCAAUUCGUACCCCUGGGCCCGCUUUCCAGAAGGCCUGCGGGGUUACAUCGUUUAACGCUGUUAAGAACGGGCCUGAUGGGCAUAUUGAAGAACAGGAACCGGUACCUCAACAAGGCUGCGAACUCACUCUAUGUCGUGGAAUGUUGUUCGCAGAUCAACCAAGCAGCCAUGUUUUAACAGUCAAGCCCCUGCAACGGAUGCAAAUGGACGUCGACUGUACAGUGCCCCACGGAGGGCCAGCCAAUGUUUCUCUCAUUGACACUACUGUUGGAGGAUCUGGCGCGUAUAUUGGCUCAUUCUUGAAGACUUUCGACGACUUUUGCCCCACAUCGGGUCAAACUCCUGCCGACCAGACAAAUCUUCAGUACGCACUCCCGGAUGCGGCGACCAUUGGCGACAAGUGUCAGCGCCCGGGACAGUGUGUGGUUCAGCUGUUUUGGGCGACUCCCGAAUUUGACCAGAAUUACUACUACUGUGUGGAUGUUGUUAUGGCCGCCACGCAGCCUACCACGUCUUCGACACCAAUUGUAGUUCGGCCUACGACGAGCACCAAACCCGUUGCGCCAACAACGUCACUUGCCAAGAUGAUCACGUCGGUGGUUUCCUCUGCCAAGUCCGCCAACACUGGCAUUGCAGCCGCGGCCAACGCGAACAACGGAACAAUCGUAAAAACUAACGCUGGACGUGGGACUGCCCUAGUGAAUGUCUGGAUUGUCCUAGCGUCAAUCUCCCUGGGCUUGGUCGUGUACUGA